Phalaenopsis equestris is the source of this 1419-nucleotide messenger RNA. RefSeq lists its product as uncharacterized. Gene Ontology annotation, biological process: protein ubiquitination. The coding region runs from base 133 to 1224 and encodes 363 amino acids. The record is from RefSeq and is a predicted model, not a curated record. Gene Ontology annotation, molecular function: ubiquitin protein ligase activity; protein binding. NCBI's taxonomy places the organism in Eukaryota, Viridiplantae, Streptophyta, Magnoliopsida, Asparagales, Orchidaceae. The transcript has 8 exons.
ACCCGCCAACUGGCGAAAUAAUUUGCGAUUAGCAUUGCUCAGUAUCUCGAUCUCUGAUACAGGCGGACGCCAAACCCUAGACCCUUCCUUUUCCGGCGAUUCUCCGGCGACCGAAGUCGACGAUAGAGAAAUAUGAGUUCUGGUUGCCCAUUUUCCAAAUCAUCUUCUGCUGGCAUUUGCCCCAUGAAGAUUGACAACCAAACUGUCCAACAAGCAAGGAAUGGAGGUGAAAAUGAGGAGCAUAAGGAUUCGGGAACAAUAUCGCCAAAAUGCCCCUUUGGAUAUGAUUCAGAGACAUUCAAGCUUGGUCCUCUGAGUUGUAUGUUGUGCCGGGCCUUACUUUAUGAAAGUAGCAAAUGUGUGCCCUGUGCCCACAAAUUUUGCAAGGUAUGCGUAUCACGGUUUAAGGACUGUCCUUUAUGCGGCGCUGACAUUGAGAAAAUUGAGCCUGACGAUGAUCUUCAGACUACAGUUGAUAAAUUUAUUGAUGGUCAUGCUAGAAUCAAGCGCUUUCAAGUGAGUGAAGAUUCCAAGGAAGUAGGAAAUGAGCAGAAUAAUGUCAUAUAUGGUGAUGUUUCUAUGGAAAGAGGUGCUUUUUUGGUGCAACAAGCUAUGAGGGCUUUUCAUGCAAAGAAUUUAGAAAGUGCUCAAUCAAGGCUUAAUAUCUGUGCUGAAGAUAUACGUGAGCAACUACAAACGCAAGGGAACACCCAAGAACUCUGCUCGCAGCUUGGGGCUGUCCUUGGGAUGAUGGGGGACUGCUGCCGAGCUUUGGGGAACACUGCAUCGGCUCUGAAGUACUAUGAAGAGAGUGCUGAAGUUCUUUCCAAGCUUCCUGCGAAGGAUUUAGAGCUAGUGCACACUCUUUCUGUUUCCUUAAACAAAAUAGGUGAUCUGAGGUACUAUGAUGGUGAUCUUGAAUCUGCGAGAACUUACUAUACUCGUGCUUUGGAUGUUCGUCGUGAUGCAAUUAAAGAGAAGUCCAACGUGUCGUCCCAGAUUGUCGAUUUCGCGGUUUCCCUCGCGAAAGUUGCCGAUGUGAACCGGAGUUUACGCAACGAAGAUGCUGCAAUCAAAGGAUUUCAGGAAGCGAUACACCGCCUCGAAUCAUUAAAAUUGAAUUCCAAUGAUGCUGUUUUAGAGCAACGGCGCCUCUCUGUGCUGCAGUUUUUGCACACUCAGAUUACAGACAAACAGAGCUCUGUUCCAAAUUCUUCUGCCUGAGAACCAGAAGCGCCUGCAUGGUAUGUCUGCAAACAUUUUAAACAUUUGAUGCAUUGUGCAUUGUAUAAAGUUUCUCUUAUGUUAAUAAUGUGCAUAUGUAGUUGAUAUUAUCACUGUUAUUUCUUUCGGAUUCUUCCUUUUCUGAUGAGAUUUAAUAAGCAUAGAUACCAUAUCUUAAAUAUCAACUUAGUGCAG